AUGGAAAAAACAAUUAAAAGAAUAAAUACAAUUGGAAAUCAUAUAGUUGGAAGUUUAUCAUCCACAACAAAUUCAUCUAUGACUUAUAGUAAAGCACAACAAGAUAAAAGUAAAGAUUCAUUUAAACCAACAAAUGCAGAUUUAAAGAAACUUUUUGAAUAUCAAGCACAACAAGAGGAAUUAAAUAAGAAAGAACCAUUUCAUUUAACAUCAAUUGAAAAUCAAACGCUUACAUUGACAUUGAAUAGACCAAAAUCAUUGAAUGUAUUAAAUACCAAUUUAUUUGUAAACUUAAAUAAAGUAUUUCAAUCCUAUAGAGAUAAUCCAAAGUUAUCAUUAAUGAUUAUCAAAGGCAAUGGUAGAGCCUAUUGUGCAGGUGGUGACAUUAAAGAACUCUCACAACAAACUCGUGCCAUCGGUUUAUUAUUCCCACGUUAUUUCUUUUCAAAAGAGUACAACUUGGAUUAUACCGCUGCAACUGUAAAUAAACCAAGAAUUGCAAUUUGGGAUGGUAUUUCUAUGGGUGGUGGUUUAGGUAUUUCAAUUCAUUCACCAAUUAGAGUUGUAACUGAAAAAACAACUUGGGCAAUGCCAGAAGUUUCAAUUGGAUUAUUCCCAGAUGUUGGAGCAAGUUAUUUUUUAAGUAGAUUAAAAAAAGAUGCAAUUGCAAAUUAUAUUGCAAUUACAGGUAAAUCAUUAACAGGUGCAGAUUGUAUUGAAUUUGGAGUUGCAACACAUUAUGUUCAUUCAUCGAAAUUGAAUGAAUUAGAGAUUAAAUUGAAAUCAUUGGUACAUCAUCAAGAUAUUAAUUUAAUAGAAUCUAUAAUUAAUGAGUAUGCAAGUGUACCACCAACACCAGCACCAUUAUUAAAGGAUUGGGAUCAAAUUGUUAAAUGUUUCUCAAAUCGUUUUAAUUCAAUAGAAGAAAUUAUGAAUGAACUAUCUAGAACAAAUACACAAUGGUCAAAUGAUAUCAUUUCAUUAAUUAGAAAGAAAUCACCAACCUCUGUAAAGAUUGCUUUUCGUCAAAUCAAAGAUGGAGCUUUGAAAUCAUUAGAGGAAUGUUUCUUUAUGGAAUUUAGAUUAGCAAUUAGAUCAUUAUCAAAUAAUGAAUUCAUUGAAGGUGUUAGAUCAGUUAUCAUUGAUAAAGAUCAAAAUCCAAAAUGGGAUCCUCAAACUUUAGAAGAUGUUUCUGAUGAAUACAUUAAUCAUUAUUUCUCUAAUUUACCUGAUGAUCAAGAAUUUCCAAUUGGAAAUGAUAAAAUUUAUAUGCCACCACAAUAA
Messenger RNA from Dictyostelium discoideum AX4, 1284 nucleotides. RefSeq names its product enoyl-CoA hydratase/isomerase domain-containing protein. The transcript is spliced from 2 exons. Lineage: Eukaryota; Evosea; Eumycetozoa; Dictyosteliales; Dictyosteliaceae. Gene Ontology annotation, molecular function: 3-hydroxyisobutyryl-CoA hydrolase activity. The record is from RefSeq and is a predicted model, not a curated record. Bases 1 to 1284 code for a protein of 427 amino acids.